CACCAGACAUAGGGGAGGGAAAAAAGCGAAGUGAUCCAUUGAACCAAAAGUCUUUGCCCUCUCUUAAUUACGUAGUGGCCCAUAUCUUUUCUCUUUUUUUUCCACUUAAAAAAAAAAAAAAAUUCUUCUGUACUUGAAGACCUCUGGUUAUUGGUAAUUAGCUUGAGGAGAAUAAAACCAGCCGAUUGUGAGAGGGGUGGUGCAUUGUGGAGCGAGAUGGCUAACAGAAUGGUUCUAUCACUCCUUCAUGGUCUCUUCUACCUAUCUCUGAUUCAGCCCUCUCUUCAAGGAGGUGUGUAUGUGCCGGCUGGUGCUGGAGUCAGACCAGGAGCAGGAGGAUCUGGACCAGGUGCUGGUCUCUACCCAGGAGCUGGUGGGAUACCCGCAGGAGCAGGCUACAAACCAGCUAAAACUGGUGCUGGAGGAUAUGGAGGACGGGGUGGUGUUGGUGCUGGAGGUCUGGUCCCUGGUGGCGGGGCUGGAGGCAUAGGAGCAGGAGGCCUCGGAGGAGGAGGAGUCGGUGGAAAGGGCCCCAAACCUGGUUAUGGAAACCUUGGUGCUGGUGGUGUUGGGGGUGGUGGUCUUGGUGGUGGAGGAUAUGGAGCUGGUCCUGGAGCCACCGGUCUAGGAACAGGAAGCUUUGGAGGAGGAGGAGGAUACGCUAAGCCUGGAGCUGGUUAUGGAGGAGGCUCGCCGUAUGGAGGCUCGCCGUAUGGAGGUGGUGGUGCUGGGAGCUUCUUCCCUGGAGGUGGUCUGGGACAGAAGGCAGGACCCAAGCCAGGCUAUGGGGCAGGAGCUGGACUACAACCAGGCUAUGGUGCAGGUGGACUACAGCCAGGCUAUGGCGGUGGUGGAUUACAGCCAGGUUUAGGGGGACCUGGAGGCGCAGGAACAGGAGCUGCGGUGCCUGCAGGAGCCCCUGUUAUUCCUCAGACUGGACUACCUGGAGGUGGGCUGGGACCUGGUGCCGGAAAAGGAAAGGCUCCAAAAGGAGGAGUGCCAGGUGUGGGGGUGCCUGGACUUUACCAAGGUGGCCAGGUGCCAGGACAAGGGUUUGGUGGUCGUGGAGUGCUGCCUGGUGUGGCCACUGGGAACGGACUCAAUCCCAAAUCAUUGCCAGGUGGAGGACAACAGGGACCAGGAGGCUCAGGUCGUGUUGGUUACGGAGGACCAAUGCAGCCAGGAGUAUUCCAUGGAUACCCACUCAAAACUCCCAAAACACAAGGUGGCUAUGGAGCGAAAGCUGGAGGAGCUGGAGGCAAACUUCCAUUUGGAUACGGGGGCUUUGGUGGUGGUGGUGGAGCAGGCCUUCCUGGGGGAAAAGGAGGUCCUGGAUCCAAGCCUGGAUACCCCAUUGGAACUGGUGUGGGGACAGGAGGUCUUAACCCGGCUCAGGCUCAAGCUAAAGCUGCUAAAUAUGGUGCUGGUUUGGGUGGUGUGCCUGGUGCUGGUGGAGCCUACCCUGGAGCGGGAGGAGCUUACCCUGGAGGCUAUAAUCCUGCUGCAGCCAAAGCUGCUAAAUAUGGAGUCCCAGGAGGUGCAGGGGGCGUCCCAGGUCUUGGAUCAGUAGCAGGAGGAGCAGGAGGAGUACCUGGAGGGGUACCCGGAGGAACUGGAGGAUAUAACCCUGCUGCGGCCAAAGCUGCUAAAUAUGGAGUUCCAGGGGGUGCAGGAGCAGGCCUAGGAGCUGGAGGACUUGGAGGAGUACCAGGAGGGGUACUAGGAGCUGGAGGACUUGGAGGAGUACCAGGAGGGGGAGGUGUACCUGGGGCUGGAGGUGUGGGGACAGGAGGUCUUAACCCGGCUCAGGCUCAAGCUAAAGCUGCUAAAUAUGGUGCUGGUUUGGGUGGUGUGCCUGGUGCAGGUGGAGCCUACCCUGGAGCGGGGGGAGCUUACCCUGGAGGCUAUAAUCCUGCUGCAGCCAAAGCUGCUAAAUAUGGAGUCCCAGGAGGUGCAGGGGGCGUCCCAGGUCUUGGAUCAGUAGCAGGAGGAGCAGGAGGAGUACCUGGAGGGGUACCCGGAGGAACUGGAGGAUAUAACCCUGCUGCGGCCAAAGCUGCUAAAUAUGGAGUUCCAGGGGGUGCAGGAGCAGGCCUAGGAGCUGGAGGACUUGGAGGAGUACCAGGAGGGGUACUAGGAGCUGGAGGACUUGGAGGGGGAGGUGUACCUGGGGCUGGAGGAUUUAAUCCCGCAGCGGCCAAAGCAGCUAAAUAUGGACUCCCUGGAGGAGGUGCAGGCGGUCUUCCAGGUGCUGGAUCAGUUGCAGGAGGAGUAGGAGGAGUACCAGGAGCUGGGGCUGGAGGAUAUGAUCCUGCUGCGGCCAAAGCCGCUAAAUAUGCAGUUCCAGGAGGAGCAGGCGCAGGGUUAGGGGGAGCUGGAGGCUAUGGAGCGGGAGCCAGGCCUCCCUAUUAUGGUGUUCCAGGGAGUGCUGGAUUUGGGGGAGCAGGGACUUUUCCAGGGGCUGGAGGAUACAACCCUGCCACCAAAGCUGCUAAAUAUGGAGUACCAGGAGGUGCAGGAGCAGGCCUAGGAGCUGGAGGACUUGGAGGAGCAGGAGGAGGGGUACCAGGGGCUGGGGGUGGAGGAUACAAUCCUGCUGCCGCUGCCAAAGCUGCUAAGUACGGGGUCCCAGGAGGUGCAGGGGCAGGCCUAGGAGCUGGAGGUCUUGGAGGAACAGGAGGGGUACCAGCAGGAGGAGCUGGGGCUGGAGGGUAUAAUCCUGCUGCUGCCAAAGCUGCUAAAUAUGGAGUCCCCGGAGGUGCAGGAGCAGGAGGAGUACCUGGAGGAGGAGCAGGAGGAGUACCUGGAGGAGGAGCAGGAGGUGCAGGAGCAGGUCUAGGAGCUGGAGGACUUGGAGGAGGGGGGGGUGUACCUUGGGCUGGAGGAUAUAAUCCCGCUGCAGCCAAAGCUGCGAAAUAUGGAGUUCAAGGAGGUGUAGGAACAGGCCUGGGAGCAGGAGGACUUGGAGGAGCAGGAGGAAUACAGGGAGUACCUGGAGGAGGAGCAGGGGUUGUCCCUGGGGCUGGAGGAUAUAAUCCUGCUGCAGCCAAAGCUGCUAAAUAUGGUCAGGGGGCUGCUGGUGGGCCAGGGGGUGGAUAUGGGGGUGUGCCUGCUGGAGGAUAUCCCAGGCCUGGGAGCUAUGGGGGAUAUGGAGGGGCAGCAGGAGGGGCAGGAGCUGGAGGAUAUAAUCCUGCUGCGGCCAAAGCUGCUAAAUAUGGAGCUGGAGUAGCCGGCCUAGGAGGAGCAGGAGGAGGGCCAGGGACUGGGGCUGGACCAGGAUAUGGAGGCUAUGGAGGAUAUGGAGGGGUACCAGCAGGAGGGGCUGCCGCUGCUGCCAAAGCUGCUAAAUAUGGAGUUCCAGGAGGAGCUGGCGUGGCCGGGAGAGCAGGAGGAGUACCCGGGGCUGGAUAUGGAGGACAUAAUCCUGCUGCGGCCAAAGCUGCUAAAUAUGGAGUUCCAGGAGGUGCAGGAGCAGGCCUAGGAGCUGGAGGACUUGGAGGAGCAGGAGGAGGGGUACCAGGGGCUGGAGGACUUGGAGGAGCAGGAGGAGGGGUACCGGGGGCUGGAGGAUAUAACCCUGCUGCGGCCAAAGCUGCUAAAUAUGGAGUCCCUGGAGGUGCAGGAGCAGGAAUAGGAGCAGGAGGAUUACCAGGAGGAGGAGGGGGGGGUGUAACUGGGGCUGGUGGAUAUAAUCCCGCUGCAGCCAAAGCUGCUAAAUAUGGAGUCCCAGGAGGUGUAGGAACAGGCUUAGGAGCAGGAGGAGUACAGGGUGGAGUAGGAGCUGGAGGAUAUGAUCCCGCGGCCAAAGCUGCUAAAUAUGGUAAGCCAAACGGGGUGGGCAUCGGUGGAGAAGGUGUGCCAGCGCCAGCAGCGACUCCAAGUCCAGGUGUGGGCGUGGGUGGUGGUGUUGGAGGAACUGCCAUUGAGCGCACUGACUUACCAGUGGGCACAGGGAUACCUAUCGCAGGCAAACCAGAUCCCACACCUAUUGGCACACAGGCCACAGAGGCCCCAGAGCCAGAGCCCAGUGCCACAGGAUUACCAGGAGUUGGUGCUGGGGUUCUUCAACCUAGUGCUGGUACAGGCCCAGCUCAGCCUGGUGUGGGUGUCGGAGCAGGUGGCAAAGCUCCUAAACCGCCUGGUGCAGGGGGAUACCCAUAUGGUGGUUAUGGACAGGCAGGACGACUCCCGUAUGGUCAUGGACAGGGUGCAGGUGGAUAUCCCUAUGGAGGAGGCUAUGGAACUCCAUACGGAGCAGGAGCUGGACAACUUCCUGGAGCCAAGCCCCUGAAACCUCCAGUUGUGGGAGGAGCAGGCGGUGUGGCUGGAGGAGCAGGUAUUCCUCUUACUGGAGCCGGUGGUGGUGUAGGGGGAUACCCGUAUGGUUAUGGUCAAGGUGGUUAUGGACAGGGACAGGGUGCGAGGUAUCCUGCUGGUGUUGGUCUGGGAACAGGGGCAGGAGCAGGUCAAAAAGCACCCAAACCCCCAGGUUAUGGUAACCUGGGUGCUGGUGGUGCUGGUUAUAAUCCAGGUGCUGGUGCGGUCCCAAAUUACGGAGGUGGCUACCCACAACAACGGGGCUACCCACAGCAAGGUGGCGGCUACCCACAGCAAGCCUACCCGGGAGCAUAUGGAGCAGGCCAGACGGCACCACUGACUCCUCAACAAGCCAAAGCAGCCAAGUAUGGCCCACUCCAGAGCUUCCUUGGUGGAGCAGGAGGAGGAGGCUACAGACCAGGAGGAGUUGCUGCUGGAUGCCAAAGCAAAUACUGUGGAAGGCGGAAGUAGAGGAUGUUCUUGAGAAGAAGUUGAAUUUCAAGAAACAAUGGUGCUACUGCAUUAUCUAGAAUGUAAAUUUUAUAUGCACAAAAUCCCCCAUUACAGUAUGUAAAGAUAUGUUGUACUUUAUUUGAUAUUUUUUAUACAAACCCACCGACCCAGACUUUUGCACACAUUUGAUGUGACUUGGUGUUAUUGAUUGUGCCUUUAUCGUUACAGUGGUCAUGGUGCUCAUCAUCUCUUACUGACAUGCCUGCGAUGCUCCCCAUUUAGUAGCUAUACUCAGUAGUUGUGUGUGCAUGCAUGUGUGUGGGCGUGUUUGUGUGGAUGUUUGCCUAUGUGGCUGUGUGUAUGUGUGCGCUUGCACGUGUUGCCAUAGAUGUGUGCGUGUUUGGGUAGAUAGGAGAAUGUGAAAGAUUCUCCAGCUAUAGAAGCACCAGUUCUGUGACAGUACAUCCCUCUACUGCAGUAUCCCCAAUUGCUUAGUGUCUGUGUGUACCAAAGUUGGAGAUCUUCACAUACUGACACGUCAAACUAAGGGUUGAGCUUCAAGAGGUAUGGUUGGUAAAGUGCUGAUAAACUUUGGCCAUGUAUCAGAACUGCCUCCUCUGGCUUUCUAUCAUCUCUGCUGCUAUUUAUAGCCCUGGGUGAAAUAGCAGUGGCAUAGCGGGUGUGUGUGGGCACAGGUUUCACAGUCCAUCUGCCAUCAGUAACUAUUUUAAGUGCCAUGGUUUAAGUAGCCUAUCUUCAGCCUUCUUACCUUGAUUUCCGCCAAACUUGUGAAGUAUGAAGAGCAGGCUUUGCUCUGAAUGUUGGAAAGCUGAUGACAAUCAAUCCAAAGGUGUUCAAAAGAUUUUUAGGUGAUCUUUAGUGAUAUUCAUAUCAUACAUUGUGUCAGUUUGUACCAAUCAUUUGAAAUGCGGUGUGAUUUGUUUCUUAAAUGAUUUGUAUGUUUUUAGUUUUUAGAGAUGCAGGUUUUACAAAAAUGUAAAAGUAAAAUUCAAAUCCUUUCGAUACUGCUCUGGCAUGUAUUGUACAUUAUGUAUGAAUGACAUGAACAUUUUGUUUUCUUAAUAAUGUAUAAUUUUUCUGGUGUCCAAGAUUAAGUGCCUAGAAUGUUUAACAUAUCUGGAAUCAUUCUAGUUUCACAUGCAGUUAUAGUUAAUUUAUGCAAAUUGCCUCUCAUUAUUCAAAUUUCAAAUAUUUCUGGUCAGAAAAGUCUCCAGAUUUGUGUAAUCUAGAAUAAGGCAACUAACUGUAUGUUGUAGUAAUAGCCCUAGGUUAUCAUGACUCUCACUCUCUUCAGUUCUUGUAGCCUACUCCGUGAUGGUUUUUAUGAACUGUGUGAGCCGCAACUGUCAGGGACCGCUGCCCUGUGCCGUGGGAUAGUAUUCAUCUGAUUUAAACAGAAAAAAAUAAGGAAUUAUGGGGUUUUGUACUUUUUCAUUUUCACAGCACAUUUGACUUGUGCCCAGCAAUACCGACCUUUUAUUUGCUUCAGUAAAAAAACUAAAUAAAAUUGUUUUAAUGAAUACA
This is a messenger RNA of Oncorhynchus masou masou (cherry salmon), 6315 nucleotides long. Its product is annotated as elastin-like. The record is from RefSeq and is a predicted model, not a curated record. The transcript has 71 exons. Gene Ontology annotation, molecular function: extracellular matrix structural constituent. NCBI's taxonomy places the organism in Eukaryota, Metazoa, Chordata, Actinopteri, Salmoniformes, Salmonidae. Bases 217 to 4788 code for a protein of 1523 amino acids.